CCGUCACCACGUGAGCGAUAUUAUUAUAACACGAGACUCCGUCCCCGGACCACGCGUGCAACGUUCGCGCAUCGUUUCGCGGUGGAACGAUUUUCAUUUGUACGGCGCGUCGUCGUGUUGCGUUCGCGAGACCGUCUCACCGGUCGUGUGUUCGUUCCGUCGUCGUCUUCUCGGUCUCGCGAUAACGCGCGUCGUUAUUUUUUAAACCGCCUUCGCGCCGCGUGACGUUUUCACGACAGUGCCGUUGUGCUCCGGCGUCCGAUUUUGAUCGCGUGGAUCCGCGCGUAUCUCGUCAACGGAUCUCAAAACCCGUCCGCCCGCCCAUCGCCCGCAAUUUUUCGUCAGUUCCGUUUCACCGCGCUGGCACUAUGGCACCCGCGAGACGCAGUGCACUGUGGUUGUAGCAAGGUAAGGUGCACCACGGGGACGCGGUGAACGUUUUGACGGCGCGUGUUCUCGGAAAAAAAGGGCUCCGGUGCGAACGGUUUGGUUCAUCUGGAAAUAUUUAUAUUUUUCCCUUCAAUUCCUCCGCGCGAGGUACGUGUGUCGAUUACGAAAAUAUACCUAUAACGGUACAUGCCUGUACGCAGUUCACUCAGAUACUCAUUUAAAAAGCUCGACACACGCAAAACAAUUGAAGAAGACGUGGUUUUCAACCAUCUACAGUUAUUUAAAGUAAAUCAACGUUAAACAGUUUUGAUGCAGUCGUCGUCAGUUCAAAUAAGCACUCUAGUUAUGACAAUACAUUUACCAAGGAAAAACUAAAAAUAAUGAAAAUAAGGAAGAGUGUUUGGAGUACCUUGGGUACUAAAAACAAUUGAGAUAAACAUCGGUGUACGCGUCCAAAUGAAGAAUAAUAAUAAGAAAAAAUACUAAAUGUACCGCUGAGAAACCGUAAUUAACGAGGGUCGGGGACGAUGAACGGGUCGGACUUCGGCGGUGGCGGCGGUGGCGUUGCCAACUCGACCGGGAACGGGACGGGCGCGGAUGCCGCGUGGCCCGACAGCAACCAGUUCGAGUUGUCGUGGUGGCACCAGCUGGCGUGGACCGCGCUGUUCGUACCCAUGAUCAUGGUGGCCACGGGUGGCAACUUAAUCGUCAUAUGGAUCGUGAUGACCAACAAGCGGAUGCGAAACGUGACCAACUACUUUCUGGUCAACCUGUCCAUAGCGGACGCCAUGGUGUCCACGCUCAACGUGUCCGUUAACUUCAGCUACAUGCUGACCAGCAACUGGUCUUUCGGCACGGCCUACUGCAAGAUCAGCCAGUUCGUGGCAGUGCUGUCCAUAUGCGCUAGCGUGUUUACACUAAUGGCCAUUUCCAUCGACAGGUACGUGAGCGAUUAAUAUGUUUUUUUUAUUCUCGGCUCCUCCACCCCGAUUGCUUUAGAUUUAAAACGCUCGACUCUUUUUUUCUUGAUUUUUAAUGGUAAAUUAAAAUUAUUACAUUUAAAACUUAUUCUCCCAUUAUUUACCCGUCUUCAAAUUGGCCACAGUCUACUAUCAUUCCUUUAAACUCUUCCUUAACUCAUCUCCUCAAUGCACCCCACACCACAUAGAUUUCAACCGUAUCAUUUUUCAUUGUCUCUUUCCUCCUAGUAGACAUCUCCUUUUUUCAUUCCUAUCCACCCUAGGUUAUCUCAUUCGCAAUUCAAAUUUUAUCCUUAAUUCUUGCUUUACCCAUAUCAUUUCAACUCCAACAUUAAUUUUAUUA
Molecule: messenger RNA, 1713 nt
Organism: Sipha flava (yellow sugarcane aphid)
Lineage: Eukaryota; Metazoa; Arthropoda; Insecta; Hemiptera; Aphididae
Product: tachykinin-like peptides receptor 99D
Exons: 3
Coding region: 918-1346 (142 amino acids)
Biological process (GO): G protein-coupled receptor signaling pathway
Cellular component (GO): plasma membrane
Molecular function (GO): neuropeptide Y receptor activity; tachykinin receptor activity
Source: RefSeq, a predicted model, not a curated record